Coregonus sp. 'balchen' is the source of this 5572-nucleotide messenger RNA. The record is from the annotation of a GenBank genome assembly. NCBI's taxonomy places the organism in Eukaryota, Metazoa, Chordata, Actinopteri, Salmoniformes, Salmonidae.
AUGGCAGUCUGGUUCGAGUUUUCAGCUCACAUGUUUUUUCUAUUGCUGGGUAGUUGUCUUGGAGCUUUGGAGGGUCGGACCGCAAGCCGAAACCCAAGGAGCGUGCAGGGACAGGUCAGAGAUGGUACGGAGUUUGACCGGGACAGCGCAGAUCACGACGUGGUCUCACAGCACAUGCACAGGCUGUAUGAGAAAUACAACCGAGAACUGAACCAACUCGUAGAGGGAAACACUGUCAGGAGUUUCAGAGCCAGCCAAGGUGAGUGUGGAUGUGGAAGGACUAUAGCUGUCUAUGAUGAACAUUGAAAAAAGGGAAAUUCGCAAAUCCAACUUAAUUGUUCAGAUGCUGGACAUAACAUCAUCGCACAUCCAACUUAAUUGUUCAGAUGCUGGACAGAAAAAUGUAUGUAGAUAAAUUAGUGUUAUCCUCAACGCUGAUACGGUUCCUCAUUUCUUGAGACUCACAAAUGAGAGUUGCGGACAUACGGUAUGUCUGUUCUUAGAGAGAGUAAGGAACUUUCCUCGGUGCUGAUGAGAUUGGCACGGGGAGAAACGCAACUUGGAUUGGCUGUGUCUUUUUCGUUUACCAAGUUAUGGUGAUGGUUAUUAUUAUAUAAGAACCCCAUGUUCUGUUAUGUUUUUCAAUAACAUCAAUGUAGGCUAAUGUAGGCUACUGCCGCCCACCUCCCUCCCGUAUUAUUCUAAUUUAGUGUGAUAUGUUACCUUUCAUAUGGUAGGGUACUAGGGGGUAACUAGACCCCCCUAAGAACAAUGUCUAAUUGCUGACACAAAAAAGCAAUGUUUGGGAAAAAUGUGUAUGUGGAUGAAGGUCAUGCUUAGGUAAAUAAACUAUAAAGGGAAAUAAAUGGCUACAGUUUACACUUUUUUAGUUAUUUAAUGAAAUGUUGUUUUUAGAAAAGGGGCGUUUUUUAAAAGUACCUGGGUAACUGCCCCCCCUGUAAUGUGAAUUACAGGGCGGGGCCAGUUACCCAAUGAGGCUAUUUACCCCCUAGUACCCUAUGUAUUCAUUUGUGAAUGUCCAUCACCCAUUUCAUAUGAUAUGUUACCAAUUACAAAUGGUAUUGUAUGUUACGAAUUUGCCUAACAUACAAUAUGUUACGAAAUUUUUAAAAUGUAUGAUAUGUUGCGAAUUCUAGCUAGGUGGCUAUGUGUCUAACGUUAGCUAACUGGCUAAUGUUAGCUAGGCUAGGGGUUAGGGGUUAAGGUCAACCUUUGCCUUGAGUAACCAUCUGUCUUAUAUAACCAUACUAACCAUAACAUAUCAUACUAAUUUGUGUGUCCGGAUUUACAUUUAAUAUGAUAUGUCUAGUCUAUGAGACCAGGCUGCCCAAAUAGGUAGGAUUGUUUUGGAACCGUCUGCCAAUGACUGCUUUUUAGGACAGCACUCAGGGGCAGAUCUGUCUGUGUGGCGUCAGCUGCAGUAUAGCCCUGCUGCCGCUGAAGCACAAAAUGCGCAAGAAUGUGUGUAGGAUUCGCCCCCAAGUCAAGCGCAGCUGCUGCCGGCUGUGAAAACUAUGAGGUAACUAGGAGACGGGGACACCAAUAACGUGCCAUAUCAAGAACGCUCUAUUUCCCUAAAGAGGCCACUGUAUCCUGGGCUGGAGUAUGAAGGCUAUGCUUCAUUGUCCUGUUUAUAGAACAAAACAGACCGACAUUCACUCGAAAUUCUGUUCUAAGAUAGCAUAUCAUAACACAUGUUGUGUUUUUCCUGCAGAAGCCAUGUACUCUAUGGAGAGAUGUUAAGGGAGUUUUGACAACGAAAAUGUGUAUACAAUGGCUUGCGAAAGUAUUCACCCCCUUUGGCAUUUUUCCUAUUUUGUUGCCUUACAACCUGGAAUUAAAAUUGAUUUUGUGGGGGGUUGUAUCAUUUGAUUUACACAACAUGCCUACCACUUUGAAGAAACAAACAAGAAAUAAGACAAAAAAACGGAACACUUGAGCGUGCAUAACUAUUCACCCCCCAAAAAAAUCAAUACUUUGUAGAGCCACCUUUUGAAGAAAUUACAGCUGCAAGUCUCUUGGGAUAUGUCUCUAUAAGCUUGGCAUAUCUAGCCACUGGGAUUUUUGCCCAUUCUUCAAGGCAAAACUGCUCCAGCUCCUUCAAGUUGGAUGGGUUCCGCUGGUGUACAGCAAUCUUUAAAUCAUACCACAGAUUCUCAAUUGGAUUGAGGUCUUGGCUUUGACUAGGCCAUUCCAAUACAUUUAAAUGUUUCCCCUUAAACCACUUGAGUGUUGCUUUAGCAGUAUGCUUAGGGUCAUUGUCCUGCUGGAAGGUGAACCUCCGUCCCAGUCUCAAAUCUCUGGAAGACUGAAACAGGUUUCCCUCAAUAAUUUCCCUGUAUUUAGCGCCAUCCAUCAUUCCUUCAAUUCUGACCAGUUUCCCAGUCCCUGCCGAUGAAAAACAUCCCCACAGCAUGAUGCUGCCACCACCAUGCUUCACUGUGGGGAUGGUGUUCUCGGGGUGAUGAGAGGUGUUGGGUUUGCGCCAGUAUUGCGUUUUCCUUGAUUGCCAAAAAGCUCAAUUUUAGUCUCAUCUGACCAGAGUACCUUCUUCCAUAUGUUUGGGGAGUCUCCCACAUGCCUUUUGGCGAACACCAAGCGUGUUUGCUUAUUUCUUUCUUUAAGCAAUGGCUUUUUUCUGGCCACUCUUCUGUAAAGCCCAGCUCUGUGGCGUGUACGGCUUAAAGUGGUCCUAUGGACAGAUGCUCCAAUCUCCGCUGUGGAGCUUUGCAGCACCUUCAGGGUUAUCUUUGGUCUCUUUGUUGCCUCUCUGAUUAAUGCCUUCCUUGCCUGGUCCGUGAGUUUUGGUGGGCGGCCCUCUCUUGGCAGGUUUGUUGUGGUGCCAUAUUCUUUCAAUUUUUUAAUAAUGGAUUUAAUGGUGCUCCGUGGGAUGUUUAAAGUUUCUGAUAUUUUUUUAUAACCCAACCUUGAUCUGUACUUCUCCACAACUUUGUCCCUGACCUGUUUGGAGAGCUCCUUGGUCUUCAUGGUGCCGCUUGCUUGGUGGUGCCCCUUGCUUAGUGGUGUUGCAGACUCUGGGGCCUUUCAGAACAAGUGUAUAUAUACUGAGAUCAUGUGACAGAUCAUGUGACACUUAGAUUGCACACAGGUGGACUUUACUUAACUAAUUAUGUGACUUCUGAAGGUAAUUGGUUGCACCAGAUCUUAUUUAGGGGCUUCAUAGCAAAGGGGGUGAAUACAUAUGCACGCACCACUUUUCCGUUAUUUAUUUUUUAGAAUUUUCUGAAAAAAGUGAUUUUCUUCAUUUCACUUCACCAAUUUGGACUAUUUUGUGUAUGUCCAUUACAUGAAAUCCAAAUAAAAAUCCAUUUAAAUUACAGGUUGUAAUGCAACAAAAUAGGAAAAUCGCCAAGGGGGAGGAAUACUUUUGCAAGGCACUGUAUCUCUUUAGUCACUCCAAUUCAUCUCUCUCUCUCCCCCCGCCACCCCCCCCCCCCCCCCCCCACACACAUUUUCCUAACUCUUCCCCUUUUUAUACUCUCCUAUAAAAGCCAGAGACUGAUGGGUUCCCUUUCCAGUGUAUGGUUCCACUCAAGGUUUCUUCCCACUAUAGGGAAUCACUGUGCCUCUGCCUGCUCUCUCCUGGGUAACUGUUAAACACAUUCUCUGAAGUAACUGAUUUCUCCCCCUGUAGACUCGUCUGACCAGAAGACGAUGUACCAUCUGAACCUGACAUCUCUCCAGGACUUUGAGAUCAUCCUCUCUGCCACGUUCCACUUCCUGUUCGACUGGCGACCACGGCCAAGCGCCUGGUUCUGCAAACGCUACAAAACCCUGGCCUGUCGAUCUCUACGCCUCCACCCUGCUUCCUCCAUCCACCUCCUGCUUCGCUCUGACCCCUCUGGGUCAGAGAUCAAUCCAGGGUCUCAGGGGUCGUUGCUAGGCAGCGUGACCUUUCAUCCUCACCGCAGAGGGUCGUGGCAGAUGAAGGACGUGACCGCGUCGAUAAAGGAGGCCAGGGAAAAGGGCAGCCAUUUUGUGUCGGUGGAGGUGGACUUUGGGCUGCAGUACCACAGAAAACCAGAGGACACGCUGUCUGGGGCCAGCCUACCUUAUUUGUUGGUGUAUGCUGACGACCAGGAGCUAGAUGAGCCCAACAGUUUGGCACAGACUUUACAGAGGUAUGACCCUGAGGCGGAGGAAGAGUCUCCUCACAGUUCUCUUCUUCACGCUAAACCGGGGUCAAAGGAUCAUGUGAGAAGGGAGGUACCAUCCCUUCCAUACUCCAUCCAGAACAACGAACUGCCAGAGGUGGAGUACAGGCCUAGCGGAUCCAUGAAAGUGGACCCGUUUGAAACUGCCUACCAUGCCCUGAAACACAUCAAGCCCAAGCUUGGGAGGAAGGAGAGGAGGAGGAAGGGGGAAGAAGUGAAAGAUGGAGAGAGGGAUGGAGGGAGUCAAUCACCGGUCCUGAGCUUGGAUGAGAGGACCCCAAAAAAGAGCAGCGAUGGAGGUAGUCGGUCGCAAGACAACAGCGAGGGAAGGAGGGAUGGAAAGAGUGAUAUAGGGAAUGGAAGUAAGUCUCCAAUGCUGAGUUUUGAUGAGCGGACCUUGCGUAAGGCGAGAAGGAGACAGUGGGGCUCGAAGCCCCAGGUUAGGAGCUGUUCUAGGAGGACACUCAGGGUAGACUUUGCAGACAUCGGCUGGAGUGAGUGGGUCCUGGCGCCCAAAGCCUUUGAUGCCUACUACUGCGCUGGCACCUGUGGAUUCCCCAUGGCCAAGGUAAAGACUGUGACAAACCUGUGUCAAAUCUGAACCUGGGUCAAAUCUGGUCUUUAUUAGCGCUCUGAGCUAAAGCCUAGUCCCAAUAAACAUGGUCAAUGUUAGAGAACAAAACAAAGCUACGCUAGAGCAGAGAGGAUAACCUCACACUUACUUUAAAGUGAGCACGACAGCCGAGAAUGUUUUCAUGGUUUCCAAUUCAGAACUGCUCCAUUGCUCAUAGUCUGAUGUUAUGUCUACAACAUUUAGGAAAUAGUAUAAAUCAGCAGAUACAUUACUGGCCAUUGCGGACACACUUAAAUGUACUUAAUUGUACUACUGUAUCAUGUUUUCCUACUUGCACUUUAUUAAAUGAAUGAACCAUUGUGCUUCUAAAUCAUAGACAGCUUUUAUCAAGACCACUUUUCCUUUUUUGAAAUACAGAAUAACCUUAACGGAAUUUUUCCAGUUGAAUUAUUAUCGGCAUUGCCAGUAAAUGUUGUAACCUCUCUCUCUCCCUCUUUCUCUACUUCACCCACCCUUCCAUCUCUCUCCUAGGUGCUGUAUCCCUCUAACCAUGCGACCAUCCAGAGUAUAGUCCGUGCGGUUGGGAUAGUUCCAGGGGUCCCAGAGCCCUGCUGUGUCCCAGAGAAGAUGAGCCCUCUGGGGGUUCUCUACCAUGAUGAGGGGGGUAAUCUGGUGCUCAAGGUCUACCCCAGCAUGUCUGUGGAGAGCUGUGCCUGCAGAUAGGCCCAGAAGACAGAGCGGGAAAAAGCCAGGCAAAACAGGAUGGACUGAAUUUCAAAGUACAAAAAAGGGAAGUAAAAAG